This is a messenger RNA of Centropristis striata (black sea bass), 1660 nucleotides long. It is a transcript of the gene kcnv2a, whose product is annotated as potassium channel, subfamily V, member 2a. Gene Ontology annotation, cellular component: membrane; voltage-gated potassium channel complex. The record is from RefSeq and is a predicted model, not a curated record. Gene Ontology annotation, molecular function: voltage-gated potassium channel activity. The transcript is spliced from 9 exons. Bases 1 to 1599 code for a protein of 532 amino acids. NCBI's taxonomy places the organism in Eukaryota, Metazoa, Chordata, Actinopteri, Perciformes, Serranidae. Gene Ontology annotation, biological process: potassium ion transmembrane transport; protein homooligomerization.
AUGUUGAGCCACCUCAGAGCCCGCAGCAGGAGUUUGUUCCCCAGCUACAAGCACGGCAGCAGGACUCAAGCCGCCAAAGAACAGGCCGACUAUCUGGACCUCACAAACACUUUUGUUAAGCCAUGGAACUCCAUGCAGGAUCUGGGCAGAGACAUCUAUGAUCUUUAUGCUGAGUACGAAGAUGAGGAGGAGGAGGAUCGGCUCCCGGUGUCUUCCUCCCACCUGCUGCUCUCUCCAACCAAACACUUCAACCUGAACAUCAAUGUUGGAGGAACGGUGUACUACUUGCCCUACAGGUUAGCUGCCAGGUAUCCAAAGACCCGGAUCGGUCAGUUGGCCACGUACACAGAUCACAGCAGGAAGUUGGACCUGUGUGACGACUACAUCGUCCAGAGCAACGAGUUCUUCUUUGACCGGGACCCUAAAAUCUUCCACAACAUCUUCAACUUCUACAGAACUGGAGUGUUGUGCAUUAAAGAUGAGCUGUGUCCCCGCCACUUCCUGGAGGAGAUUAACUACUGGGGCGUCAGAAUCAAAAACAGCCAACGCUGCUGCCGCAUCUCCUUUGAAGAGAGGCAGGACGAGCUCACUGAGCAGCUGAAAAUACAGAGACAGCUGAUAGCGGAGGUGGAGAUGGAGGAGAACGAGGUGUUAUUUGACGGCAUGGCCUUCGGACCGAUCCGAAAAAUGAUCUGGAGCCUGAUGGAGAAGCCUUUCUCCUCAGUCACCGCCAAACUGAUGGGAGUCGCCUCCUCCAUGUUCGUGCUGGUCUCACUGGUCGCCAUGACACUCAACACCGUGGAGGAGAUGCAGUACAAGACGCCAUCAGGCCAGCUCAGCGGCAGAUUCUAUGGCGAGUACGUGGAAACAUUCUGCAUCUCCUUCUUCACCCUGGAGUACCUGCUGCGCCUGCUGUCCACCCCUGACCUCAGGUGUUUCGGACGCAGCAUGCUGAACACCGUCGACCUGGUCGCCAUCCUGCCACACUACCUGCAGAUGGCCCUGGAGUGCUUUGAUGACGAGGACAUCCACUCUCACGCAGGGGACAUCGAGACCAUGGCACGGGUCGGAAAGCUGGGUCAGGUUCUGAGGAUCAUGCGUCUGAUGCGAAUCUUCAGGAUCUUGAAGCUGGCUCGUCACUCGACAGGCCUCAGAGCGUUUGGCUUCACACUGAGACAGUGCUACCAGCAGGUGGGCUGCUUACUGCUCUUCAUCGGCAUGGGCAUCUUCAUGUUUUCAGCCAUGGUGUACACUGUGGAGCACGACGUGCACAACACCAACUUCACCUCCAUGCCGCAAGCAUGGUGGUGGGCUGCUGUGAGCAUUUCCACAGUGGGCUACGGCGACAUGUUCCCUGAGACCAACCUGGGCCGCAUCUUCGCCUUCGCCUGCAUCUCCUUCGGUGUCAUCCUAAACGGCAUGCCCAUCUCCAUCCUCUACAACAAGUUCUCUGACUAUUACACCAAGCUCAAGGCCCACGAGUACACCGCCGUCACCAAGGCCCGCGGGAAGGUGCAGUUCGGCAGGAGGGCGGCAAAGAGGUUGGCCGAGUACUGCGAGGACGUGGUUCAGCCGAGGACAGUCAAGUAUAUGAAAUAAGACUUUUGACAUUCUACCAUCAAGAAUUAAACUGCAGAAAUCAUGGGGGUUUGAACCAAUA